Verticillium dahliae VdLs.17 is the source of this 6642-nucleotide messenger RNA. Its product is annotated as pre-mRNA-splicing factor brr2. The transcript is spliced from 2 exons. The coding region runs from base 1 to 6642 and encodes 2213 amino acids. Gene Ontology annotation, molecular function: ATP binding; nucleic acid binding; ATP hydrolysis activity. The record is from RefSeq and is a predicted model, not a curated record. Lineage: Eukaryota; Fungi; Ascomycota; Sordariomycetes; Glomerellales; Plectosphaerellaceae. Gene Ontology annotation, cellular component: nucleus.
AUGUCGGACCAACAGCGCGAUGUCUCCCAGUACAAAUACUCGGCCAUGUCCAACCUGGUUCUCCAGGCGGACAAGCGUUUCGUUUCAAGACGAAAUGACGAGUCUACCGGUGACCCCGAGUCGCUGGCUGGGAGACUAAGCAUCCGGGAUAUGGGCAAUCGCGUCGCGCGCGACAGCGCACCGAAACAAAAGAAGGCACCUGGUGUCCCUGAAAUCGAGCGGGGCAGGGUGCAGGAUGGACAGGACGUGCUGCUACGCGAACAACAGAAGAAGAAGGGUGGUGCAGGGCAGAUGCGCGGGACCGGCGUCCUGGGGACUGCCGACUUCGCCAUCGAGGGAAUCACAUACAGACCGCGCACGCCAGCAACCCGUGCAACAUACGAACUCAUUCUCAAAAUUGUUGCCGACAACCUCGGCGAUGUACCCCAAUCGGCAGUUCUGAGCGCAGCAGACGUUAUCCUCGAGUUCCUGAAAGACGAUGACUUGAAAGACAACGAACGCAAGAAGGAGAUCGACGACAUGUUGGGUGUCGCGUUGGGCCCAAAGGAGUUCAACGAGAUGGUCAACCUUGGCAAGAAGAUCACCGAUUAUGACGCGCAGGACGAAGAUGAGGACAUGGACGGUGGUGCGGCCGACGGCGCAGAUGAUGCUGAAAUGGACGACCGCCAGGGCGUGGCUGUUGUCUUCGAGGACGAGGACGAUGACGAACAUGCUGGCAUCGCGAACGAGGUCAGGGAAGAGUCAUCAGAAGACGAGGAAGCAGACGAAGAGGAUGCGGAGGACCAGGACAUCCUUGGCGAAGACAAGAAGACCAACCUCGGCGACGACGAUGACGAGAUGGUGAUCGAUUCCGCAGGAACCAAGGGCGCGCAAGAUGAGAAGGAAGCGACUGUACCGGCACGGGACAUCGACGCGUUUUGGCUCCAGCGUCAGAUCGGCAAGCUCUACGACGAUCAUCACGAACAGGUCGACAAGGCUGCGGAAUCGCUGCGAAUCCUGUCCGGUGAGCCAGAUGAAGCGGGAGGCGAGGAGAAGUCACUUCGAGAGAUUGAGAACGACUUGAUGGAACUUUUCGACUAUGAACACCACAACCUUGUCCAACUCCUCAUCAAGAAUCGGGAAAAGGUCGUCUGGCUAACACGACAUGCCAAGGCUGAUACAGACGAACAGCGAGCAGCACUGGAGCGCGAGAUGGCAUCAGAAGGUCUACAGUGGAUUCUCAACGAGAAGUACGGUCGAAAAACAGAGGACAAGUCUCGGAAGAUGGAGAUCAAGAUGGAUAUUGAUGUUCCUGCCGGUGUUGCUUCCGGCAAGCCUGCCGAGCCCGAACGCGCCGAAGGUCAGCUCCGCGGGGGACUUCAGCCGCGCAAACUCAUCAACUUGGAGAAUCUAGUGUUCGACCAGGGCAACCAUCUCAUGACAAACCCCAAGGUCAGGCUACCUGAAGGGUCAACCAAGAGGACCUUCAAGGGAUACGAGGAAAUUCACGUACCAGCACCCAAAAAGCAUGCCGAUCGCAACGAAGUGCUUGUGCCCAUCACCGACAUGCCGGAAUGGUCAAGGGGCCCUUUUGGCACGACAAAGUCACUGAACCGUAUCCAGACGAAAUGCUUCCCAACAGCUUUUGGAGAUGAUGGAAACAUGCUGAUCUGUGCGCCCACUGGUAGUGGCAAAACCAACGUGGCCAUGUUGACAAUAUUGCGCGAGCUCGGCAAACACCGCAAUGCCCAAACCGGCGAUAUCGACUUGGACUCCUUCAAGAUUGUGUACAUCGCGCCGUUGAAGGCCUUGGUUCAGGAACAGGUGGGAAACUUUGGAAAGCGACUCGAGCCAUACGGUGUCAAAGUUUCUGAGUUGACAGGUGACCGUCAACUCACAAAGGCACAGAUUGCUGAGACGCAGAUCAUCGUUACGACACCUGAAAAGUGGGACGUCAUCACAAGAAAAGCUACCGACAUCAGCUACACCAAUCUGGUCCGACUGAUCAUCAUUGAUGAGAUCCAUCUGCUUCACGAUGACCGUGGCCCUGUUCUCGAGAGCAUCAUUAGCAGAACCAUCAGGAAAACCGAGCAAACCGGAGAGCCUGUCCGUUUGAUCGGCUUGUCUGCAACGCUGCCCAACUACCGAGAUGUCGCGAGCUUCCUCCGGGUGGACCCUACGAAGGGACUGUUCCACUUCGACGGCUCUUACCGACCCUGUCCUCUCCGACAGGAGUUCAUUGGCGUGACUGAUCGCAAGGCAAUCAAGCAACUCAAGACGAUGAACGACGUCACUUACAACAAAGUCAUGGAGCACGUAGGUACCAACCGAAACCAGAUGCUCAUCUUCGUCCACUCGCGAAAGGAGACUGCCAAGACGGCGAGAUAUAUUCGCGACAAAGCUCUGGAGAUGGACACUAUCAACAAUAUUCUUCGUCACGAUGCUGGCAGUCGUGAGGUUUUGAAUGAAGCUUCGAGCCAGGCGACUGAUAAGGAGCUCAAGGACUUGCUUCCUUACGGAUUCGGCAUCCACCACGCUGGUAUGAGCCGAAUCGACCGUACUGAUGUCGAGGAUCUUUUUGCCCGAGGUGCCAUUCAAGUCCUCGUCUGUACAGCCACCCUUGCGUGGGGUGUCAACCUUCCCGCACAUUCCGUUAUCAUCAAAGGCACUCAGAUCUACUCACCUGAGAAGGGUAGCUGGGUAGAGUUGAGCCCCCAGGAUGUCCUGCAGAUGCUGGGCCGUGCAGGUCGACCGCAGUUCGACACAUAUGGCGAGGGCAUCAUUAUCACAACACAGAACGAAAUUCAGUAUUACCUCUCGCUUCUCAACCAACAACUACCGAUCGAAAGUCAAAUGGUCAGCAAAUUGGUUGACAAUCUCAACGCCGAGAUUGUUCUAGGCAAUGUGCGCUCACGAGAUGAAGGUGUUGAGUGGCUCGGCUACAGCUAUCUGUUUGUACGCAUGCUCCGCUCACCCGGUCUUUACCAAGUUGGUGCCGAAUAUGAAGACGAUGAGGCCCUUGAGCAAAAGAGAGUCGAUCUUAUCCACUCUGCGGCGUCUGUCCUCCGAAAGUCCAAUCUCGUCAAGUAUGACGAGAAGACAGGCAAACUUCAAGCUACCGAACUUGGUCGCAUUGCGUCUCACUACUACAUCACACACGGCUCGAUGGAGACCUACAACAACCUCAUCCAACCAUCCAUCACGACUAUCGAGCUGUUCCGCGUUUUCUCCUUGAGCGCAGAAUUCAAGUACAUCCCGGUGCGCCAAGACGAGAAGCUUGAACUCGCGAAACUGUUGGGCCGUGUUCCCAUUCCUGUCAAAGAGAGUAUCGAGGAGCCGCACGCCAAGAUCAACGUUUUACUGCAGGCGUAUAUUUCUCGACUUAAACUGGAUGGUCUUGCACUCAUGGCAGACAUGGUAUACGUGACUCAAUCAGCUGGUCGUAUCCUCCGCGCUAUCUUUGAGAUCACGCUGAAGAAGGGAUGGGCUUCGGUCUCGAAGACUGCUCUGGAUCUCUGCAAAAUGGCUGAGAAGCGCAUGUGGCCGACGAUGUCUCCGCUUCGCCAGUUUCCCUCGUGCCCACGCGAGAUUGUGCAGAAGGCCGAGAGGAUCGAGGUCUCAUGGAGCAGUUAUUUUGACCUUGACCCUCCGCGCAUGGGCGAGCUCCUGGGCAUGCCCAAGGCCGGAAGGACUGUUUGCUCUCUCGUGGCAAAGUUCCCAAGACUCGAACUUCAGGCUCAAGUACAGCCUUUGACACGAUCAAUGCUGCGCGUCGAGCUGAGCAUCACGCCCAACUUCGAGUGGGACGACGAUGUCCACGGACCAGCUGAGGGCUUCUGGAUUGUUGUGGAAGACUGUGAUGGCGAAGACAUUCUCUUCCAUGAUCAGUUCCUUUUGCGUAAGGAGUACGCCGAGUCGGAAUCCAACGAGCACAUCGUCGACUUUACUGUGCCUAUCACGGACCCGAUGCCGCCGAACUACUUCAUCUCCGUCAUUUCUGAUCGCUGGAUGCACUCCGAGACGAGGCUUCCCGUUUCGUUCCACAAGCUUAUUCUUCCUGAGAGGUUCCCACCUCACACGGAACUGCUAGACCUUCAGCCACUGCCAGUGUCAGCUUUGAAGGUCAAGGAGUACGCAAACCUGUAUCCUGACUGGAGCCACUUCAACCGCAUCCAAACGCAGUCUUUCAAAUCCCUUUACGACGGCGACCAAAACGUCUUUGUUGGUGCCCCUACAGGCAGUGGAAAGACUGUCUGCGCAGAGUUCGCGUUGUUGCGCCACUGGUCGAAGAAGGUAGACUCCGAGGAGCAAGGCGGCGCUGCUGUGUACAUUGCCCCAUACCAAGAGCUCGUUGAUGUUCGCCUCGAGGACUGGCGCAAGAAACUUGGGUCCCUGCGCGGCGGCAAGACUAUCGAAAAGUUGACGGGCGAGACGGCGACUGACCUUAAGAUCCUGAAGACUAGCGACCUGAUCCUCGCCACCCCUAUUCAAUGGGAUGUUCUCUCUCGCCAGUGGAAGCGUCGCGCCGAGGUUCAAAAGGUUGCGCUGUUCAUUGCCGACGAGAUUCACCUUCUCGGCGGCUCCAUGGGCUAUAUCUACGAAGUUAUCGUUUCGAGGAUGCACUACAUCAGGAUGCAGACCGAGCUUCCCAUGCGAAUCGUCGCACUCAGUGUCUCCCUCGCCAACGCUAGGGAUCUGGGCGAGUGGAUUGAUGCAAAGAAGCACGACAUUUACAACUUCAGCCCGCAUGUCCGCCCGGUUCCCCUCGAACUUCACAUACAGUCCUUCAACACACCCCAUUUCCCGUCGCUGAUGCUGGCUAUGGCCAAGCCCACCUACCUGGCCAUUAACCAGAUGUCUGCCGACAAGCCUGCGAUCGUCUUUGUUCCGAGCCGCAAGCAAACGAGAGCCACGACGCGCGAUCUGCUUGCCGCUUGCUUCGCGGACGAUGACGAAGAUCGAUUCCUGCACGCCGAUGCCGAACAGAUGAAGCCCCUCCUUGACAAGAUUGAUGAAGAGGCCCUUGCCGAAGCCCUCUCUCAUGGCAUCGGCUACUACCAUGAGGCUCUCAGCCUCAGCGACAAGCGCAUUGUGAAGCAUCUUUACAACCACGGUGCCAUUCAAGUGUUGGUAGCGUCAAGGGAUGUCUGCUGGGAGCUCAGCUGCACCGCCCACCUGGUCAUUGUCAUGGGUACUCAGUACUUCGAAGGUCGCGAACAUCGAUAUGUCGACUACUCUCUAAGUGAAGUUUUACACAUGUUUGGCAAGGCGCUUCAACCUUCCAAGGAUGGCAGAGGUCGUGGCGUACUCAUGGUACCAGGUGUGAAGCGUGAGUUCUAUAAGAAGUUCCUCAACGAAGCUCUGCCGGUUGAGUCUCAUCUCCACAACUACCUCCACGACGCCUUCGUUACAGAGAUUAGCACCAGGCUGAUCACGAAUGGCGAGGAUGCAAUCAACUGGACGACGUUCACCUACUUCUACCGCAGGCUUUUGGCCAACCCCAGCUUCUACAACCUGACAGACACUACGCAAGACGGUCUCAACGAUUACAUGUCUGACCUGAUCCAGACGACGCUCACGGAGCUUCAAGACUCCAAGAUCAUCGAGUUGGACGACGACGAUGGUUCGGUCCUGCCGCAGAACGCUGCCAUGAUCGCGGCAUACUACAACAUCUCGUACAUAACGAUGCAAACAUUUUUGCUGUCACUCAGCGCGAGGACAAAGCUCAAGGGCAUCCUCGAGAUUAUCACGUCGGCCACAGAGUUCGAAACGAUUCAAAUCAGGCGGCACGAAGAUGGCAUCUUGCGCCGUAUCUACGACCGAGUGCCGGUCAAGAUGUCGCAGCCGGCUUAUGAUUCGCCCCAUUUCAAGGCAUUCGUGCUGCUCCAGGCGCACUUCUCGAGGAUGCAGCUGCCUAUUGACUUGUCCAAGGACCAGGAAAUCAUUGUUUCCAAGGUCCUCAGCCUGCUCAGUGCCACGGUCGACGUCUUAUCGUCAGACGGACACCUCAACGCCAUGAGCGCCAUGGAGAUGUCUCAAAUGGUUGUCCAAGGCAUGUGGGACCGAGACAGCCCUCUGAAGCAGAUUCCUCACUUCUCGCCCGAGGUUGUCAAGGCGGCGAACGAGUUUGGAAUCAAGGACAUCUUCGACUUUAUGGAGGCCAUGAACCCAGACGAGAACGCCGACUACGCGGCGCUCGUCAAGCGGCUUGGUCUCUCGCAGGCGCAGCUGGCCCAGGCGGCGAACUUUACCAACGACAAGUACCCCGAUAUCGAGAUGGAGCACGAGAUUGUGGACGCCGACGAGAUUCAAGCAGGCGAGCCCUCGCAGAUCAACGUGACGAUCCAGCGGCAGCUGGAAGAGGACGACGAGUUCGAUCCGACGGUCCACGCGCCGUUCUACCCGUCGAAGAAGCUCGAGAGCUGGUGGCUCGUCGUCGGCGAAGACAGCACCAAGAGCGUGCUCGGCAUCAAGCGCGUGACAGUCGGGCGAUCGUUCACCGGCAAGCUCGAGUUCAUCGUGCCGACGGCGGGCAAGCACGACCUCAAGCUCUUCCUCAUGAGCGACAGCUACGCGGGUGUGGACCAGGAGCGCGAGUUCUCCGUCGUUGCCGCCGAGAGCAUGGACGUGGACGACAGCGAGGAGGAGGAGGAUGACGAAUAG